Molecule: messenger RNA, 1064 nt
Organism: Octopus sinensis (East Asian common octopus)
Lineage: Eukaryota; Metazoa; Mollusca; Cephalopoda; Octopoda; Octopodidae
Product: interleukin 17-like protein
Exons: 2
Coding region: 55-591 (178 amino acids)
Cellular component (GO): extracellular region
Molecular function (GO): cytokine activity
Source: RefSeq, a predicted model, not a curated record
UACUCCGAUUUCAUUAACAAACUAAAUUCACUCUCCGAACGAACAAGUAGUGUAAUGAAGAUAGCCAACGUUUUUAUCCAGGUUAUAAUCUCUCUCUUCAACUUCACUUGGAUUGUAUCUUCAGCGGCUAUUCCGACCCAGUGUAAAAUACCUACUGAUUUGAAAGUGCAUUACAAAAAACUAUCCAGUGCUGCCAUUGGCAAUAACUUUUUCCUACCGGCUGAAUUGGUUCCAGCAAAAGGUGAGCAAUCGCCAUUGACCGUUGGGGAUAAAACUUGCCCAACAUCUCCAGUUGCUUCUAAUAUUAUCCGUGAGCGUUCAACCUGCCCUUGGUACUUGACUUUUACUCAUGAUUCAACAGUUUAUCCGCCAUUACGUCAAGAAGUAGUGUGUCGCUGUAAAGAAUGCCUGGACUCUAAUCACAAUCACCAAUGUGUAACUGUAUACACAAAAAUGACUAUCCUCAAACGUACAGGUGAAUGUGUUGAUGGACUAUAUGUGUAUAAACCAAGUGUAAUUGAUGUAGCAACAGCUUGUGUUUGCGCACGGAAAGUAGAUGGAAGUAUAACCGCCGCAAAUUUUGAGUCGUAAAAGUGGCCACCUAUCAGAUGUCAAAUGCGUGUACAGCAAAUGUUUUUAUAUUACAAAAAUUUAAGCUGAUCACAAUGUGUUCAUUAUAAUUUUAAAAUACAAAUUUAUCUUGUCACUGCUACACAGACACACACAUAAGCAGUCAGAAACAAACACGCACACACACAAAGCUGUUUUCAUUUCAAUAACUCUAUGCAUUGUAAACAGACACAGUCUAUAUUUAUCACAAUGCAUCCCGUAUUUAUUAAUUGUUGCCUAAAACAAAAUCAGGACUCAUUGAAGCAUCCCAAAGACAUUUUUGGAUUCUCAUAUACCAAUAUUUAUUUAUUUAUUAAUCGGUGUCAUAAUGAUUCAUUCAAUAUACAUCACAAAAAAACGAACUGUUUUACUAUUUUAUCUGUAUUUGCAUAUAUAUAUAUACAUUAUUUACAUUAUUUACAAAUGACAGAUAUUUGUCCUCAUCUUGUUUGUUG